UUUAGAAAAUGUAAACUCUUCAAAUAUCUUCUUCUUUAAUGCAUGCCAAUUUUUGACUCCAUUUACAGUGCCUCUUCAUAAUAUUCUGUUAUUGUGCCUAAAACACUCCCAAAAUAUUUCACAGGAAAAUUUCAUUUGUCAAGCUUCAAAAGAAGUACAAACAAUUCUUUUUAAAUCUGUUUCCCUUUCAUCUGCUGUCAACCAUUUUCAACAAUUGUACAUUUAAAUUGCUAAGACUGUAAUUAACAUUGUGGAAGAGAUAAAAUAUCCUCAAGCACUCUCGACCAAAAGAAGAUUUUCAGCCAAUUAUGUUGAGAAUGAGCUAAACAUAGCUGAUAUUGGAAUUUAUUGUAAUCCUUAACACAAUCAACUCCUUUUUUCUACUUGCAGAAUAAAGGAGUGAAUUUGUGUAGUUCGACUGAUUCAGGUCACUUGUUUGUUGGAGAAGGGAAAAUAUUGAAACUGAAGUAGACCAGGCAGAGACUGGCGGCAUACAAUAGAUCUUUCUGGAUUCCUUCACCCCAAACAAGAGCAGCAUAAAGGAAUUGUAAAUUAAAUCCUUUCCUUGUCAGAAGGUCACUUACUUUUGUCAGUGGUUAGAUGAUGAUGUUUUAAGACACCAUGAAGUUUUUGUGGUCUGUGCCUUAAAACACUUCAACAGGAAUUACAAGUGAGGCAAAAACUUGGAACAAAUUAUGUGAAAUGUGACAAAAUGUGUUUAUCCUUUUGUUUUGGGCUGUUUAUUGUACUUUCCCUAAUAUUUCAUUUGGGAGAGUUGACCCUGAAUACAGUAUUUCUGGCAGAAAUUUAUCAAAGCCGUUCACUGACAUGGUUCACCAUAGUGACUGGACUGCUGGUGUUGCCACUGGUAACUAUUCACUUUGUGUCCGCUUUGUUGAUUCUCCAGAAAAAGAAUGAGGAUAAAACAAAAUCUGGGAAAACUGUCCCAGUUUUAUUGCACAUUUUCCUGCUUGGAUUUGCAUGGAGACACCUUAAGAUUCUGUUGGAAUCUGAUAUUAAAACCAAGAAACGUGACUUUGCAGAUUUAUCACUUCUUCGCCUGUUUUACACCUUUUCGGCCAGUCUUCCCAUUUUGACCAUCCAGGGUUUUAUGAUAAUUACCUCAAACAAUUCAUGGAUUGUUCAUUGUGCUCUAGCAAUCAAUUUAAUUUCCAUCUCUUGGGGUCUUGCCAGUUUUAGGAGGCAAUACGACUCAAGUGACUUUGAGAAUGUUGUCCUUACUUGGCCAGGAACAGUAUUUCGCUUAUUAUGGAGACUUGGAGAAAUCACCUCCAGAGUGAUAUCUUUGGGAAUUUUUGCCAGCAUUUAUUUUUCAUGGAUAUUCCUAGUGAUUUGUCUCCACUGGAUCACCAUGAUGUGUUGUGUCUGCUCUUCUGUCCUUGGAAAUGUGAAUGUGGUGGGCAUGAACAAAGGACACAAGUUCAUCAUGAGUGGUCUUGUGUCCUAUAUUUACAUUUUCUGCCAUGUGAAUAUGAGUGUUGAAAAGACCAAAUUUCAUUACAUAACUUUUUACACAAUUAUGUUCCUUGAAAACUCUUUGUUGACUGUGAUAUGGUUUUUUACAACACAAGACACAAACAACUUCAAAAUGCAAAUCGUAGUUGUCAUAAAUGGUUUUGCAUGUAUCAUAUCCAUCAUUUCCAUGUUAGUAUACUACAGAUUCUUCCACAUACCAUCUAUGAAAAUCUCACUUUAUGGAAAAGACAAAGUAUGUGUUCAAGAUGGCUGCAUCAAUUGUAAACUCAGUUUAUGUGCAAAGCAUAGUCACUUACUCCAAAGACCAUUCAGUGCAGGAUGGGUAAGCCAAUAUCAGAAAGCCCUGCAUGAUGGAAACUAUUACAAGAAUCUUUUACAGGACUCAUACAUAGACUCAAUGUCAGAAUGGGAAACAUGUUCCUCAACCACUGCAUCAUCUAAACUUUCUAAAAAAUCAAACUCAACUGGCAAAAAGACACGGAAGGUCCCUAUCCAGUUAUCAGGGACAUAUAGUCACCGGCAUUUUGUUGAUGCAGACAUUGUGGACAAUGUGUGUUGUGAAUCUGAUACGGAUGCCUCAACAACUGAAACUCAUCACAUGACCUCAAGUGAAGAUUCCAUCAUCAGUGAACUCUCUAUUCAGUUUCCUCCACAAGGAAUCCAGGCUUCAGACAAGAAAAAGUUACUGACUGAAAGCUGGGACAACCUGAAGGGCAUUGACAAUCCUGUUUUUGACAAAAAUUCAGUUCAUCCUCUUUUUGCAUUUCGCCCAAUAUCUGCCCAGAGUUUGGAGGAGUGGUACUCUGAUGGGUACAGUACGGACCAUACAUCAGACUAUCAACUACCUGUUACAGUGCUGGCCAAAAACAGUCGCCAUUCAAUGUCCCUGGCCAGUUCAGAUUGCACUGACUGUACUGUAUGUAAAUACAUGAAAGUUUUUCAUUCCAGAAGGAAAUAUCCUAAAGCCCCAAGUUCUAUUGUCUCACGACAUGAAAGAAUUACAGAGGAAAGUGAAGAUAUGAUGCAUGUGGAGUUUGAUAAACUUGAUACCCCUAGAAGCAGAGCUUGGUAUAACUGUAGUGAGUCUGGGGACAGUGCUUUUCCUCAGGAAAACUUUAGCUCUAGUAACCUUGACAUGACCUUGUCAGAAGAGGAGGAGGAAGGGGUGUUUGAAACAGGAGCCGAAAUCAUCAUAUAAAACUUGUACCAU
Messenger RNA from Saccostrea echinata, 2707 nucleotides. RefSeq lists its product as uncharacterized. Gene Ontology annotation, cellular component: plasma membrane. The record is from RefSeq and is a predicted model, not a curated record. Lineage: Eukaryota; Metazoa; Mollusca; Bivalvia; Ostreida; Ostreidae. Gene Ontology annotation, biological process: apoptotic process involved in development; phosphatidylserine exposure on apoptotic cell surface; engulfment of apoptotic cell. The transcript is spliced from 2 exons. The coding region runs from base 713 to 2695 and encodes 660 amino acids.